AUGUCCACUGAAGAUUCAAAACAGCAGAAGGCAAAUGAAACCACUGGUAAUGAGUCGGUGAAGCUGCCUCAGAAGCGAAUGUAUCGCCAAAGGGCACACUGCAAUCCCUGGUCGGAUCACUGUCUCAGCUAUCCUGUGCGCCCCGAACUUUUCCAAUGGGGUGAACUUUUUGACGGCAAAGUUAAUCCGCCCGUCAGUAUGGUCGAUGUUGGAUGCGGCUACGGUGGCUUGCUUUUCAGUCUUUCCACCCUCUUUCCUGAAGCACGUAUUGUUGGCAUGGAGAUUCGGCUCAAAGUCUCGGACUACGUGCAGGUACUAUGA
Molecule: messenger RNA, 321 nt
Organism: Hydatigera taeniaeformis
Lineage: Eukaryota; Metazoa; Platyhelminthes; Cestoda; Cyclophyllidea; Taeniidae
Source: the annotation of a GenBank genome assembly